Molecule: messenger RNA, 1014 nt
Organism: Iphiclides podalirius (scarce swallowtail)
Lineage: Eukaryota; Metazoa; Arthropoda; Insecta; Lepidoptera; Papilionidae
Source: the annotation of a GenBank genome assembly
AUGAAGUCACAAGGUGCGCGCAGCAGACAGCCAACAGAACGAGAGGUAGCCGCAACACCAAAUCGUUCUUCGUUUAGCAGUGGCCGAUUGACCCGAGGUGGAGCUGCACGGCAGACCACUUCAGCUUUGGUACCAGUUAGAGAGAAGCAGGCUAGAUGUCAAGCAUGCGGUCGGCAGCAUAGUACUUCAACGUGCAAAUUUAGAUUGUACACAUGCCGUGUGUGCAAUAAAGAGGGGCACCUUAUGAAGGUGUGUCCAAAAUACCGGUCAGGCCAGGUGUGUGCCCAGCCGGUGAAACGACUUGAAGAAACCUCGAGUGGAGAGGACACCGAUGAAGAAAUUAGGGAGGAAGACUCCUACAACAAGGCACUUUUCACUCCAUCGGGUGGCAGUGAUGUAGCGGCUCAGGGCUCCGAGGCGCAGUCCUGGAAGCCGGGACCAGCGCCCAUCCCAGACUGGAGAGCCCCCGAACCGUGGAAGUUGCCGCAAGGCGCCAGCAAGGAGCAACACGCCUCCAUAUUGCACCACAAGCAAGCCUUGACGUCAGAGGGUAGUUUCCGCUUCGAGUACGCGUCCGACAACGGGCUGGCGGCGGGCGAGGUGAUAGAGCCGGACGGCUCCAGGGUCGGCGCGUACCAGUACAAGGACCCCAGCGGGCAGCUGGUCAAGCUGAAGUACCGCGCCGGGAAGGAGGGCUUCCAGAUUUUAGAGGGAAGCCAUCUGCCUCAAAGCCCCUACCAGAACAGCCGCGGUCAUCAGAGCGCUUACGACCAGCAACGGAGGCAGCCGCAGCCUCAGCAGGCCUACAGCCAGCAGAGGCUAGAACCCAAUCAAGACUGGACUCAGACGCAAGGACAGGGGGCCGGUGGUCAGCAGACACCCGGCGGCCAAUACUACAUCCAGAGCUGGAAGCCCAAUGGCAAGGAUGACGGACAGUACCAUGACAACGACGUCCUCGAGCAGAACAAGGGGCCACACUCCUUCGGCGAGGGCUACGCGUUCGCGUUCAAGGGC